AUGGCAUGUCUGGAAGAUCUACCUGAUGAACUGAUAAUUUUCAUUUGGAAUAAACUUUCUACUGUUGAGUUGUUAGGUUCCUUUAUUGGCGUUAAUAGAAGAUUCGAUAAAUUAAUCAGGGACGUCAAUUAUACUCGUUCUAUUGAACUUAUUGAUAAAAAUUUGAAUCAGAAAUAUUGUUCAUUACCCGAUCCUCUAUUGAAUCAACUUUGCUCUUAUUUUCUACCAGAAAUACAAGAAAAUAUCGAAUGUUUAACCCUUGAACCACAUUCGAUGGAACGUAUUCUUUCCGCAGGUCAAUAUCCUCAUCUGUACAAACUGAUUCUCGUCAAUUUUGGUCAUCAGUCAACAAGACGUUAUUUUACAGAUCAAUCACCAUUUCUGGACCUUUUCAAACAAAAAGUAACAUGUUUGAAGAUCUCAAUAGAUGAUGCGAAAUUGAAACUUUUACUUGUUACCGAGAAUGAGAAUCUGUAUGCACUGGUUUCUUUCAUAUUUCCACAAUUAACUGAUUUCACUUUUACUUGUCAUCCGUUUUGGCGGCGAUAUGCACAUUUAACCAUUGAUGAGUCAUGUCAGUCGAGCUCGUUUCUACGAAAUAUUGUGAAUUUAUCGAUCGAUGUUGAUACAUUGGAUGAUUGUUUCCGUCUUCUUGGUAGUCGACUGAAUUAUCUGCGUGAAUUUAUUAUUCGUAUUUACAAAAUUCAACCCUCAACACUGGUUAUUGACAACAAGGUAUUGCAUAAUCUUCGUUGUUUUUCAUUGUCGUCAUCGAAAACAACAUCAGCAUACGAUAGUUCUAUUCUACCGCUUCUGCAACGAAUGAUUUCUCUUGAAAAAUUGAUGCUAAACUUGUCUGUCGAUCGAACUACGACAUUUCUUGAUGGUUUUCAUUUUAAAGAUAAAAUCUUUUCUUACAUGACACGAUUACAACGAUUUGAUUUCGAGAUCGAAACUUUCAUUCAAUCAAAUGAACAAACGAACGUUGAAAUCCAAGCGUCAUUCAGUGGUGAUUCAAGAUACGGUCAAGUUAUAUCUUAUAUCGAUUAUAAUCUAUAUGGAGAUGUAAAAUGUCAUAUCUUUUCUCUUCCAUAUACAAUGAAUGAAACUCUUGGAAUCAGUAGUCAUUUUUCAGAGGGUUUCAUUCCAAACGUUCGAUCGUUGACAUUACUAGAUACGAAUUAUUCAUUCGAACAUCAAUUUUUCAUGAAAAUUUCUCAAUCUUUUCCAUAUCUUGCUAGGUUAUACAUUGUUAAUAGCAACGCACAAAAAAACACGGAUUCCAAUCAAUCAACAAUCAUUGAAUUUCCAUAUCUUAAUAAAUUGACACUUCUAAUUAGUCAUUUAGAUUAUUCGGAACAAUUCUUAGUUGACACAAACAUUCGAUUACUUCGAUUAUCUCAUUUAACAAUAUCUUAUGAACAUUUGGUAAUUGUUACUGAACAUUUCACACGUGAUGCAACUCGACGAAAUUGUGCUCAGUUAAAUUACAUUGAUUUCUUUGAACAAGCUGUCCACUCAGAAGGCUUUUAUCGGUACUUUCCUUUGUUGAAAUAA
This is a messenger RNA of Adineta ricciae, 1557 nucleotides long. The record is from the annotation of a GenBank genome assembly. Lineage: Eukaryota; Metazoa; Rotifera; Eurotatoria; Adinetida; Adinetidae.